Galendromus occidentalis (western predatory mite) is the source of this 3631-nucleotide messenger RNA. RefSeq lists its product as uncharacterized. Gene Ontology annotation, molecular function: protein binding. The coding region runs from base 119 to 3631 and encodes 1170 amino acids. The record is from RefSeq and is a predicted model, not a curated record. Lineage: Eukaryota; Metazoa; Arthropoda; Arachnida; Mesostigmata; Phytoseiidae. The transcript is spliced from 14 exons.
ACUACAAUCAGAGCCGCAGAGAAGCCAGGGCUCCAACUGAAUUUUAAAAAAAUCCCCCGUCCCACGGCAACUUAAAGAACGUUUUGAUCGCUGGAGUCGAUUGCACGAAAGCUCGGCCAUGUGGCCUUUGUUGUUGAGUACUCUCUUGAUGAGCCUGCUCGCUGAUCCGGCUGACGGUGAACCUCAACUCUUCGGCGUCUUGGGAAGCUUACACAUCAACUCAACGGACCGGACUUGCGCCUCCUUCCGUUGGACGUUCAAGAGACCGCAUUCGAGGAUUUCCGACGCUCCGGCGUACAUGAGCGUGCAUUUGAAUCUAGGAGGUCAGUCUAAGGUUUUUGCAGUGCCUGUGUCCGAUCCGCUUCGCAAGAUCGACUUCUUCGAGUCUAAAGAGGAGUAUGCUGUGCUCUUCCGAGCUCGGUCUGACCUGACAGAAGGCAUGGAAUACAUCGCAUCGUUUCGGAAUCGGACUGAAGCUCCUCACCCAAUCAUACGAGUUGAAGUCAAGCAGAAGGUUCCCAAUCAGUACUUAGUAUCUUGGGACGCCACCGAUCCGAGGCAAAUCGAGAAACUGAUGAUUGACUACUGCUACCCAAAAUGCGUCAGUGCGACAGUCACGCAAAGCGACGGAAUCUUCGAGUUCACCAUUCCCUCCUCCGCUAAUUUCACCCUGACGGUCACCGCCUUCCGGAACGUCCAGGAGAUCCCUCCGAGCGAUCGAAUGGCUCGUUCCGCUGAGGGAAAAAUCGAGCUCAAACCACCCCGGAAAAUUACGUCCAUAAUCAAGGCUAUCCACUUCGAGGAUUGGGUGUACAUCGAAUGGGAUCCUCCUCUCAGCCCCUACAGACCCAUCACUCACUACCAUCUUCAUAUUGUCAACGUCAACGAAACACUCCCGGGCGUCACCUACAUCCUUACCACUCCCUAUCUGAAUAUCACCGUUCCACCGCUCAGAGGUCCAGCCUUCGAGGUACGGCUCAGGGCGACAUGCGACGCGCAGAACAUGGAGGGAGAGAGGACGGAGCGCCUCGGUGAGGUCUACGAAUUCAGGAUACCGAAAUACUAUCCCCCUCCACCGGUGACUGUCGAGGUCCUGAGGCGCAGGUCGGAUUCGAUCCGCUUCUCGGUUAUCCCAAUGAAUGCCCAAUCAUCAAGAAGAUUCAAAAUUGUGAUCUUUUCGCCGCUAUUCCUCAAGAACCGCUACGUUGCCGAUGUCGGAGAAUUCACGGGUCUAGCGCCGUACCAGCGUGUGGAUUUUGAGACUAGCCAAUGCUUCCUCCAUCCGGAAUCCACAGUGGAAACCUGCGGGCCUACUAUUAGAACUCAACUGAGAAGCAACGUUGCGAGACCCUCUCCGGUCAAGGUUCACCCAUUGACUUACACGGAACACGGCCGUGCCAUGAUUCGGUGGGACGAGCCCGAUACGCCCAACGGGCCAAUCGCCGGUUAUGUGGUGUUCAUACGGACAACACCUUUGAACGCAAUUCAAUCCUUCUUCAAAAUGCUCGGAGUCGGAUUCGAGGAAGGUAUAGAACACGAGUUCAAGCUCGGCCCUCAAGAUCACAGCUUCCCCUAUAACCCUCAGCACGUCGUGGAUCCGUACUCGUACGCUGUCUCAGCAUUCACUAUCGACACAGACCGUGGGGAGCAGCUCUUCAGUGAAAGGAGUUUCAUUGUUCCCGAGCCUCCAUCUCUGUGGCCUUACACGGUCUCGGGAGUGUUGGGGACACUGCUGAUCAUGGGGCCGAUGUAUUACUGCGUCCGUUACAGGCACAAACACGAUGCCCCCUCCGAUCUUGCCGACUAUCAGGAGGAAAUUGAGGGGGAUUCCGACACGAGGAGGGAACGCGACGCUACACUCGCUAAUGACGACGAUCCCGAAAUACUCGACGGUAGCAACCCUCGAGCGAUCACGGACGAACGUACGACGAGGUCUCGUUCCCGGAAAAGGUACUCCUACGAAGUCCGUGCUCAUUCUGGGCUCGGCGUGAUGUGGAAAUCCGUUGUUAUCAUUGUGUCUGCUGCGACCGUCGUCCUGGCGAUAAAGACAGGAUUUCCCAAGCUCAAUGAACCGAGAAUUGUGGGCAUUGGCCAUGUGGACCAUCAGCAUAUCAGAAUUGAGUGGGACUUCCAGCCUCCCGCGAACUUGUCUGUGCGCCGAAUAGAGUUCGAGCUGAUUGUCCAAUCCAAGCAUUUAAAAACACGCAAAUUCUAUCCUAAAUUCGCGUCCGCGCCGCUCCUCUUCGAUGUCCAUGGACUCUCACCAUCGAGGAGAUAUGAUUUGUCAAUUAGAGCGACGGCUCCCAACUGGAGGAGCAGUGGACUCGUUCGCGAAACUUUCAAGACCAUGGAUCGAGAUUGGCCGAGCCCCGUGAUAAUCGAUGUUUCCUCCACGAAUCGAGAGAACUCCGUGGAGUAUUCCGUGCAAUGGAGUUUGGAACCGAAAUUGAGAGAGCUCCAGCUUUAUGAGAUAAGACUGUGCCACUUACACUGCCACUUAGUGAUGAUCAAAGCUCAGGACAACAACGCGACUUUCAACAUCGACUAUGACUUGACUUUCACCAUGGUCAUUGCUGCUAUCUACUCUACACCGCAGCUGAACGCGUUUAGACGAGAGAGCGAAGUUUUCAGUCAAUCGACGAAUGAGGGCGAUCCAAAAGAGUUUUCAAAAGUGGUCGAGGCCGUACAGAUUGGCCAUAGAGUCCAACUCAAGUUGAAUCCACGCUUCCCAAAGAAUGGUCCGCUCAGCUACUAUGAAGUAUUCCUAUCUGAUCAGCAUAACGAGGAGGACAUGUACAACACGAGCCUUCCCUUCUUCCCCGAGAAAUUCGUUCCUGCGGCAUUCGCGAGCGGUACCGUCUACGAAAUGCAGCCGAAUUCACUCAGUGUCGACGGGAAUGACUUCAGCUACCUGGGAAGACUACGAGAUAUCGACAUCCACAACUACUCAUCGGAGAGAUUGCUCCUCCUCCUUAUCAUCAAGAGGGUUGAGCACGCGGUUCGCUUCCGAAUCGUUCCCAUGAACCUCCCUUUCCUUAAUUCUUUCAAGAGCAAAAAAUACUUCUACAUCGGACCGCUAAUGUUAGACCUCUUCGCUCUAGAGAAAUACGAGUACUUCCAGAUGAAGAUACGCAAUUGUCUGACUUUCCGAGAAAAGUCCGAAGAUGAUUGCGGGAAUUUCAAGGAGUUCCAAAUGCUCUCAAAUGUCGGAGAUCCUUCUCCGGUCCAGAAUCUAAGAGUAGAGGUGACAGUAUCCUUGAGAAUCACGUGGGAGCCCCCAGCUAUUCCCCGAGGCCCGAUCAACGGCUAUAGAGUCUACGUAGAGGAGAUCCAAGCCGAGAAGAAACACAAGAGACAGGUCGAGCUCGGAGCUGACCAACGAGAGUACCAGAUCAAGAAAUAUAAGCACCGGGUGGAGUAUAGAAUCGGGGUCACGGCAUUCAAUCGACACCUGGAAGAUGCCAAGAUCGAGUUCGAAGGACCGGCGACCCGCACGGUCAUCCACGAACAGAAGAUGGAAGAAACACUCUUCCAUAUUUCGGCUAUAGUGGUCUUCAGCGUGAUCUUCCUUUUUUCGUCGACACUCUGUUUUGUCGGAUGCACUCUACAUGAUAGAAGGACACGAGUGUGA